Arachis ipaensis is the source of this 1743-nucleotide messenger RNA. RefSeq names its product UPF0481 protein At3g47200-like. The record is from RefSeq and is a predicted model, not a curated record. Lineage: Eukaryota; Viridiplantae; Streptophyta; Magnoliopsida; Fabales; Fabaceae.
UAUAUAUAUAUAUAUGCUUCUCUAAUUACUAAUUAAUAUGAUAUAUGUGUCCAAACUCAAAACACAAUACCUGAUCUCCCACUUCUCUCUCCGAUCCUCUUAUUACAAGCUUACAAAUUAAAUAAUGGCAGAGGAUGCAAAGGUGGCAAGGGAAGCAAAGCUUGCCCAACUACUGAAUCAAACAUUCCAAGAUAAUAAUCAAAUUUCUUCAACUCCCAAGAUACAAAGAGUUCCUCUUUUUUGGCGUCAAAAAACCAGCUUCUACGAGUAUUGCAUACCCAAAAUGAUAUCAUUUGGUCCCAUUCAUCAUCGCAACGAAAAUCUGAAGCAACAAGGUCAACACUUGAAAUCUCAAUGGGCAUCUCUCUACAUUGAAGAAUACAGUAAAGAAGUAGGUCCUUGUAAUGGUAACAAGCAAGAAGCAGCAAACUAUUUGUAUGGAGUUGUAGGAUAUAACAUUGUGGAACUGAAGGAGCUGUUUGCUGAGGAUGUAAUUGAAGAGUAUAGUGAUGAAGAACUUAUUUGGAUGCUGUUUGAGGAUGGAUGCUCUUUGCUCUAUUACAUGGACCACGUUAAUGCUCAACAUCCAGAAGAACUGAAGCUAAAGUUUGAUCAACUGAUGUAUAUUGGCAGAGAUAUUCCAUUGCUGGAAAACCAACUUCCAAUAAAACUGCUGCAACUGCUGAGCAAAACACAAGGUGCUGACUUGGACUAUUUAAUCACAAAUUUUAUGAGCAUGGGCGAAGAAAAGCGGACUGGAAGGACAACGAUCACAAUCCCUAUAAGAAAUCAUAUACUUGAUUUUCUUCGCUCCUCCUACUUUCAUACAGAGAUUGAACAGAAUGUCCCAAACCAAAAUGGUGGUAUUCAAAUGCCUCCUCCUCCUCCUCCUCCUCCUCGUCCUCGUUCCUCCCUAGUCUGGCAAACUUACAAGAACAUACGUGAUCUGAAAAAAUCAGGGAUCCAGGUUAAGGUAAACAAGAGUGAUGAAUGGAAGUGGCAUGACAUCACCUUCACCUCAAGAUGGUUUGGUGGAGAGUUGACACUUCCUUUGUGGGUAUUCAGCAAUGUCACGCCUUACUUUUUUCGAAACUUGAUUGCUUACGAGAUGUGUCCGGACUUUCGCAACAGCUUCGAAUGUUGUUGUUACCUUUCUUUCAUGGAUUCCUUGAUAGAUAAUGCUGAGGAUGUGAAGGAGCUUAGAUCAGCUGGUGUUAUCCAAAAUUUGGUUCAAAGUGAUGAAGAAGUGGCCAAAUUCUUUAAUGAUAUUGGGAAUGACUUCCCCGCUAAAAUGUUCAAUCAAAUAUACACAACCGAUGCUAUCCCCAUUAGUAAGAAAUAUAUCCAAGUGAGGCGUCAAAUUCAGGAACAUUACUCGAGUAGAUGGAGAACUUUUCUGGCUGAAACACGGAGUACUUAUUUCAGUUCUCCCUGGUCUUUGCUUGCCUUUCUCGCUGCACUUUCAGGAUUAAUUCUCGCUGUUCUUCAAACAUGGUAUACCAUACAUUCUCCUAAAAAUUAGUUACCACAUUUAAAUAAUAAGGGUCCGUGUAUGUGUGUGUGUGACCCACACUUAUCAUGGUUUGCAUCUAAGAUUCUUAAACAACAAAAAAGUGUGUACCUCGAGUUGUUUUCCAUUAUUUGUAUGUUUUGUAAUGCAUUAUUUGAUUACUUAUGAUUGUAAUGGAAAAACAUGUAUGCUAAUUCAAGCUUGUAUAGUAUUGUUUGUUAAGGGCUAACUCA